Molecule: messenger RNA, 393 nt
Organism: Penicillium expansum
Lineage: Eukaryota; Fungi; Ascomycota; Eurotiomycetes; Eurotiales; Aspergillaceae
Exons: 1
Coding region: 1-393 (130 amino acids)
Source: RefSeq, a predicted model, not a curated record
AUGAAGCUAAUCCAACAACCCAUCCUUGCCCUAACCCUCCUCCUCCCAGCAACCAUAGCUGGCCUCCCAGCCUCGCGCCCUCCGACGGAAGAACUCCAGGCCCACAGGCCCAACUGGACCUUUGACCUAUUUCACAAGAAGCACUGCAUCGGCAAUACAGUCACCUAUGCGGGGCAAGGGUCCUCGGGCUGCCGCAGCAAUCUCGUGGAUGGAGGUGCAGAGGCUUUCAUCAACGUCAAUAUCGAUCCGAGCUGCAAGGUGAAAUUGUUCAGGGACAAGAAGUGUUCACGGCAUGCGAUGGUCGAAGAGAUCAAGACUCAAACUACUACAAAGUGCAAACCUAUCUCGCGGAAGAAGACAGCUCAGAGUUUUGAGGUAUCUUGUCAGCCAUAA